Molecule: messenger RNA, 3613 nt
Organism: Gopherus flavomarginatus (Mexican gopher tortoise)
Lineage: Eukaryota; Metazoa; Chordata; Testudines; Testudinidae
Gene: SLC11A2
Product: solute carrier family 11 member 2
Exons: 17
Coding region: 160-1854 (564 amino acids)
Biological process (GO): metal ion transport
Cellular component (GO): plasma membrane
Molecular function (GO): iron ion transmembrane transporter activity; cadmium ion transmembrane transporter activity; manganese ion transmembrane transporter activity
Source: RefSeq, a predicted model, not a curated record
GUUGCUGGCGGUGCUGCCCGGAGCCCGGGGACAUGGCGUCAGGGAGGCCCCAGGGGAGGCCGGCGGGGCCGGGCGGCGGCGGCGGCGGCGGCGGCUCAGGAGCGGGGAGUUAAUGUGACCUAUUCUAAGGAGUCCCCCUCCAGUCAGAGAUCUUCCACCAUGGCACCUGGCAAGGAGCGGAAAAUAUUAUAUGAAGAUGUCGCUGAAGACCACGAGGAGGUCAUCAGCACGAUCUACGGCAGCCCGGUCCCACAGCAGUCACUGGAGUCCAAUGAUGAACCAUUCACCACCUACUUCGAUGAGAAGAUCCCUAUCCCUGAAGAUGAAAAGCACUCAUGGUUUAGCUUCCGCAAACUCUGGGCCUUCACAGGGCCAGGCUUUCUCAUGAGCAUUGCCUACCUGGAUCCAGGCAACAUCGAGUCGGAUUUACAGUCAGGUGCUGUCGCAGGGUUUAAGCUGCUUUGGGUUCUGCUGCUGGCCACUAUCAUUGGUCUCCUCCUGCAACGUCUGGCAGCAAGGCUGGGAGUGGUAACAGGACUGCACCUUGCAGAAGUGUGUAACCGGCAGUAUCAAAAGGUCCCUCGAAUUAUAUUGUGGCUGAUGAUUGAACUCGCUAUCAUUGGGUCGGAUAUGCAAGAAGUAAUUGGCUCAGCAAUCGCUAUAAACCUCUUGUCUGCUGGGAAAGUCCCUUUGUGGGGUGGAGUGCUCAUAACCAUUGCUGACACUUUCAUGUUUCUCUUCUUGGACAAGUAUGGCUUGCGAAAACUGGAAGCAUUUUUUGGCUUUCUUAUUACCAUCAUGGCGCUUACGUUUGGAUAUGAGUAUGUUACAGUGAAACCGGACCAGGGAAAGCUGCUGAAGGGGAUGUUUAUGCCAUACUGUGACAAGUGCGGUACCCCCCAGCUAGAACAAGCUGUGGGGAUCGUGGGAGCAGUCAUCAUGCCGCACAACAUGUACCUGCAUUCUGCUUUAGUCAAGUCAAGGCAGGUGAAUCGUGCAGACAAGAGGGAGGUGCGAGAAGCCAAUAAAUAUUUCUUCAUAGAGUCCUGCAUUGCUCUCUUUGUCUCCUUCCUCAUUAACGUCUUCGUCGUCUCUGUCUUUGCUGAAGCUUUUUUUGGGAAGACUAAUGAACAAGUGAAUGAAGUCUGCACAAACAGCAGCAGCCCCUAUGCCGGACUCUUUCCAAAUAACAAUGCAACCUUGGAAGUGGAUAUCUACAAAGGGGGUGUUGUUCUGGGAUGUUACUUUGGCCCUGCUGCUCUUUACAUCUGGGCAGUUGGGAUUCUUGCUGCAGGACAGAGUUCAACAAUGACUGGGACCUACUCUGGGCAGUUUGUCAUGGAGGGAUUCCUCAACCUGAAGUGGUCGCGUUUUGCUCGAGUGAUUUUGACCCGUUCCAUUGCCAUCACUCCAACCCUGCUGGUUGCCAUUUUUCAAGACGUUGAACACCUGACUGGGAUGAAUGACUUCUUGAAUGUUCUUCAGAGCUUACAGCUUCCCUUUGCUUUAAUCCCAGUCCUCACGUUCACCAGCCUCCAUCCUGUGAUGAAUGACUUUGCCAAUGGACUAGGCUGGAAGAUCGCUGGCGGUGUGCUCAUUCUCAUCGUUUGCUGCAUUAACAUGUAUUUUGUGGUGGUCUAUGUCACUGCACUGGGACAUCUUGCCUUGUAUGUGGUUGCAGCUAUUGUCUGCGUUGCCUACCUGUGCUUUGUAGCAUAUUUGAGCUGGUUGUGUCUGAUUGCUCUUGGGGUCUCCUUCCUGGCCUGUGGGCAAACGUAUCAGCUGGGACUUACUACUCACCCUGAACUCUUCCUUCUGAACAAUGUCGAUGCAGCCUCAGUUGUGACUAGAUGAUUCCCUGAACUGCACUAGCAAGAACAAAAACAAUUUUGAAGCUCCUUUGUGCUGCAGAAAAGGAUUUUCCUUACUUUUGGUUAGUUCAGAAACGGGUAUGGUCAAGCAUCAUGAAUGACGGAAAGAUUUUCUCCGAGAAAGAGCACAAGAUAAAACUGACAUCUGCAGAGGAGUGUCAGAUGGAAUCAACAGGCAUUGCACUUGACAUCAGCCAUGAAGGUUCUCACAGGACCAAUGAAGAGCCAGAGUCAAACCAGUUCAUAAUAUCACAUACCCUAUGGGUUUGUCUUUAGGUACUCAAAAUAUUUUCCUUAAUCCUUUUUUUAAUUGUAAAUUAUUUGGGUAGUAAAUUAGAGAUAUUUGAAUAUUUUAUUGAUUUUAGAUCUAAACUUAUUCUGCUUGGUGUUUCUUAGGUCAACUAAAUUAUGGGACGUAACAUGUUUUCCAGCUUUUGGAAGAUUGUCCAAAUGAGUAACGUUAAGAUUUUACAUUUGAUUUUGAAUGAUCUCAUUUAUGAAGUACACUAAGGAGACUACACAAUGAGAAAUAAUUAACUCAAAAGCCUGGACAGAUUCUGAAGUGCAAAUCCAUUGGAGCCUAAGAAAGAAGUGUACAAGGUUUCUGUAAAAUGCAGAUUAUGUUCUGGGCGUGCCCUUCCAUUUCUGUUCCCUUCUGUCUAAAAACACCCUCCCUAUCUGUCCAGGUAUUUAGAUGCUCAGUUACUGUAGCAAUGAGUCCUAUCAUCUCAAACCUCUCUAGCCUCCAGUGUGGCGAUCUGAAGAGGUCUCCUGCUCCAAGAGCGUGGCAAUCCUCACUUCCCUGCCCACCUCUUCUAAGCAUCUGGCCAGUUCUUCAAUACUGAGCCGCUCUAGGAUUUUAUUUCAGGUGCUUGCCUGGCCCCCCACAACUACAUUGCUGACUGCUGCAUAGGAAAUGGUAACUACAGUGUAACUGGAAUGGGAGGACACAAAGAGUUGUAUCUUUGUGCAUUCAGUCUAACUUUGUUUUCUUUGUCAUCACAUCCCAGCUUGUAUUUGACCGACAGUGUGUUGAAAUGCUUAAUUCUCAAUUUCAAAAAACAACCAAUUUGUAGAGGCAAUGCAGGUUCAGGUUUUACUCCUGACAUCAGAGGUAAAAUCCUUGAUUUAAGUAUCGGUCUAUACAGUUAUAGGAGUGGACACUUCUCUAUUCAGAGUGCUCACCAUGGAAGGUGCCUGUUAACUACUAAGUCCUGAAGAGGGAACUUCAAAAUUUCUUCAUGUAGUUCUUCCAGCCAUAAAUGUAACUGAAUAAAUCCAUGUGCACAGUUACACAGCAGCUUCCAUGUAUAGGUGAAAUGUGGCCUCUUGUUUUAAGCCAACCAACAACCACAGAAUGGGGUUAACUUUUCCUGGGACACAAAUGGAAUUGAACAUGAGCUUUGCAUUUUCAUGCCAUUUCAAGAAGCUUUGAAUGAUUUAGGAUAAUUUCUUAGAAUUGGAUAGUUUCAAACUCAAAGCUUGAGGCCAUGAUAUUCUGGGUGGGAAAGUGUGUUUUGUUUUGGGUUUUUUUGAAAGGAUAAAUCUUUUGCAGUUGUGCAAAGAACCCUGAGGCCGGAACUGCCUUCAAAUGGAAGAUACCCUGAAUUAUAUUUGUAUUUAUGUCUAUGUGGGCUCAGUUCUGAGGCAUCUUACUUCUGUUUUUUAAUUAAAUCUCUUACCAAUGAAGCAUUUCUGUCCCUGUGUAUUUGGCACUCCAUUUAUUAAAUAUAUUGAUUACA